AUGAGUGCCGAUCUGAACCCGGACAGAUCGGACCUCGCCGCAAGGGAGGCCAUCAAUGCUAAUAAAGAGAAGGAGUGUGCGGUAUGCAAAGACCUCCGUGUGCUGGAGACGACUCUUCAAUGUGGGCACAAGUUCUGCCAUCUUUGCAUCAAGGGUGUGUUCCUGACGAACCGACCCUGCCCUCUCUGCAGAACUCCGAUCGUUGGUGACGACCUCGAUCGUUCAGAGCAACUGGAUCCGAAGAUGCGCUUCAAGAGAGCCGACGGAUCGGAAUACGGUUGGUACACACUCUUUGAGAACCUGAUUCGACAAUAAAACUUUUGGUUUUCAGAUGAGCUGCCGCCCCUGAUGGUUUUCAAAGAGGAAGAGCCUGAUGACGACGUGCAGUUCAUCAAAUGUACAUUUGCCAUUGAUUGUUUAGUUUCAACAUUCUUCGCUUUUAGGCGUGAGGGGAAGAUUCUAUUGGCUCUACAAGUCCAACACAGAAGACAGCUGGUGGCGCUACGAAGGACGCGUUGAAGCCCUGCUCGAAUCCGAGUUCCAGAAAGACUCAAAAAAGACCGUGGAGACUUUCAUCUGCGGUGUUAAGUACUACUGCAACUUCACCGAGAUGUCCCAAGAAAGUGAAGCUGGGAACAGACGCACGAUCAAGAGAGUUGGUGAAGCCGAAUUCGAUUCUCUGCUACAGGAACAAAAAAUAUCUGGCGUGGCUGGCGUGUUGAUCCCCAAGUAA
Caenorhabditis sp. 36 PRJEB53466 is the source of this 733-nucleotide messenger RNA. Lineage: Eukaryota; Metazoa; Nematoda; Chromadorea; Rhabditida; Rhabditidae. The record is from the annotation of a GenBank genome assembly.